AUGUGGCAUUAGAAAACGUCAAGUGGGUGCCGUUACAAAUACGUAUCAUGUUGUUUACAUGACUAAUGGAAGGGUGACUGACUGCAGAAUCAACUCCACAAUAUUCAUCGUUAUUAAGCAAAAGGAAUGGCAGGGGCCUUCCGCUACAAGAUAUGGGACCCUCCUCUCAUAAUAUCCCAGAUCAUAACAAUGCAGGCUGUUUUCUAUGUUGGUCUUGGGAUCUGGGUGGCCUCACUGGACCUCUUCACUGGCCAUCACCGUUCACUUGACAGUCUGUUCAAAUACCAGGAACUGCAAGUGAAAGAGGUGCAUGGAAGGACAGUAAUGGCAGCCUUCAUCCUCAAUGCUCUCACCAGCUCCCUUGGCCUAUGGAAGGUGGUGCAGAGGACCAAGCAAUGUCUGGACUUCACAGUGACAGCCCACGUGAUCCACCUUUGUGCUAGUUGGUGGUACAAUGGUCACCUGCCAUCCCAACCCUCAGUGUGGCUCCUCAACCUGGUCACCAUCACCCUCAUGUGUGUGUUGGGAGAGUACCUGUGUAUGCGUACAGAGAUGCAACACAUUCCUGUUCUUGGCUCCUCCAAAGUAGAUCUGUGAGUGUGUGUGUGUGUGUAUGUGUGUGUAAAUGUGUCUGUGUGUGAAGAAGAUUUGUAAUGUUUUUGUCAACUUUUUUUUUUAAGUCCUUUGUUUCAACAACUGGAAAGUAGGUACUCAUUUAUUUUGAAUAUAGAAUGUUAUACUUUUAUCAUUCAUCAGUGCAUUUUGUUCUAUUUA
This is a messenger RNA of Eriocheir sinensis (Chinese mitten crab), 774 nucleotides long. RefSeq names its product protein SYS1 homolog (gene Sys1). Lineage: Eukaryota; Metazoa; Arthropoda; Malacostraca; Decapoda; Varunidae. Gene Ontology annotation, cellular component: Golgi membrane; trans-Golgi network. The transcript has 5 exons. Bases 127 to 597 code for a protein of 156 amino acids. Gene Ontology annotation, biological process: protein localization to Golgi apparatus; Golgi to endosome transport; Golgi to plasma membrane protein transport. The record is from RefSeq and is a predicted model, not a curated record.